AUGCUCGUGCGCUAUUUCGAGCUGCGCGAGUUCCUCAGCGCUGACGACAAAGACAUUGCUGACGUAUUGCCUACCCCAGCAGUACACUGCAAGCUGAGGGUGCUCAAGGAGCAGCUAUCGGACGUGGAGUCCGUAUCAAAGAAGCUUCAGAGCGAUGACCUCAACUUGCUGGAUGCUCGCGCGAACCUACUUGAUGGUUUGCUAGAGAUCCAGCCGUCCUUUGCCAGUUACCUGGAACCAAACGCUGGUAUUGUACACUCGCCUGACUUUGAGUCGGGAGUGGUCAAGCGGCUGUCCCGUGGUGAGCGCGCGGUACUUCAGCCUCUUAAGAAGCCAUCUAAGCCUUCUGCCCCAGCGCCGGAGCCAACCAAGAUGGGCUUUGCCGACAGGAUUCUGAAGAGGCGCAGGACGCAAAGCACGUCAUGCGAGUACGGGCUGCUGGACGUCAUCCCGCCGACGUCCAACAUUGUCGAGCGGCUGUUCAGCUCUGCUAGCAUGAUGCUACGGUAUGAACGCAGCAGGCUAUCUCCGUUUACGCUGGAGAUGAUACUUUUUCUGAGGGUCAACGAUGCGUUCUGGGAUGUGGCCAGCUACAACCAGGCUAGGUAG
Messenger RNA from Phytophthora nicotianae INRA-310, 609 nucleotides. RefSeq lists its product as hypothetical. NCBI's taxonomy places the organism in Eukaryota, Oomycota, Peronosporomycetes, Peronosporales, Peronosporaceae. The record is from RefSeq and is a predicted model, not a curated record. Bases 1 to 609 code for a protein of 202 amino acids. The transcript is spliced from 3 exons.